AUGAGGACGCUGGCGAUCACGAUGUGUUUGGUGCUUGCACUUGCAGCUACGAUAGCCGUACCUAUUAAGGAUGUCGGCAACGACCCUCAAUCGACCAGGGAGAAGCGCUCACCGAGCGACUGGCAUUCAGAACCGGAGGGAGUUUGGAAGAAAAAGCUCGUCUGGCAGGAAGAGUGGAAACAAAUUUGGAAAACUGAAAAGAAAUUAGUUUGGAAAACGGUUGAAGUGCCAGCAUGGAAAAAAAGUGUGGAAACCAGUUUGGAAGAAGGUUUGGAUUCCAAUCCACCAUGA
Molecule: messenger RNA, 291 nt
Organism: Parnassius apollo (apollo)
Lineage: Eukaryota; Metazoa; Arthropoda; Insecta; Lepidoptera; Papilionidae
Source: the annotation of a GenBank genome assembly